UUUUUCUUACAGUUUACCAACGUUUGAAUACUGUAGUGUCACCAGGGGGCAUGCACACAACAAUGCACUUCAGGAAAUACAAUUAGUUCAACAUUUUGUCAAGACUGCGCUCAAGACUUGGAAGACUUACAGGGGGAAAGAAAAAAAAACAUUUUUUUGUUACUGAAUGUCAGUGUAAUUUUAAUGGUUCGAUACCAAGUGCGGUUCUUAGGGUUUUCUGAUUGUAAACUGGUUCCAGGAGGAAUCGUGCUGCCUCUUUCUCCGGCGUUGUUGUGAAUUGAUCCAACAUGGCGACCGUACCCGUUUAUUGCAUCUGCAGAUUACCGUACGACGUGACCCGGUUUAUGAUUGAAUGUGACGCCUGCAAGGACUGGUUCCACGGCAGCUGUGUUGGGGUGGAUGAGGAUGAGGCUGCUGAUAUUGAUAUCUACCACUGUCCCAACUGUGAGACUCUGCAUGGCAAGUCCACCUUGAAGAAGAAAAAGACCUGGAAUAAACAGGACACUGGACAAAGCGGAGAUGUCAAACCAGUUCAGAAUGGCAGUCAGGUUUUCAUAAAGGAGCUCCGAAGCAGAACCUUUCCAAGUUCUGAUGAUGUGGUUGUGAAGCUGAGUGGAAGUCAGCUAACCUAUGACUAUCUGGAGGAGAAUGGGUUUACCGAACCGAUAUUGGUUGCAAAGAAAGAUGGACUCGGGCUGUCGAUGCCAGCUCCGACGUUCUACAUCAGUGAUGUAGAAAACUAUGUAGGUCCAGAGUUUGUUGUGGAUGUUGUCGAUGUCACCAAACAGACAGACAACCAGAUGAAACUUAAGGAGUUUGUUGAUUACUACUACAGCACAAACCGGAAGCGAGUAUUAAACGUGAUCAAUUUGGAAUUUUCAGAAACAAGAAUGGCAAGCUUUGUGGAAAGUCCACAAAUUGUCCGGAAGCUUUCUUGGGUUGAGAACUACUGGCCAAAUGAUGCACUUCUGGGCAAACCUAAAGUGACCAAGUACUGUUUGAUGUGCGUGAAGGACAGUUACACUGACUUCCACAUAGAGUGUGGCGGGGCAUCUGUCUGGUACCAUGUCCUCAAAGGCGAGAAGAUCUUCUUCUUGAUCAAGCCCACCUCUGCCAACUUGUCUUUAUAUGAACGCUGGAGGUCUUCAUCCAGUUACAGUGAGAUGUUCUUUGCGGACCAAGUGGACAAAUGCUACAAAUGCAUUCUGAAGCAGGGCCAGACUCUUUUCAUACCGUCAGGGUGGAUUAAUGCAAUUCUGGCCCCUGUAGAUUGUCUAGCCUUCUCAGGCCACUUUGUCCACAACCUCAGUGUAGAGAUGCAAAUGAGAGCAUAUGAAGUGGAGAAGCGACUGAAGGUGGCCAGCCUAACUCCAUUCCCAAACUUUGAGACUGCCUGCUGGUAUGUGGGGCGCCAUCUGCUGGAGAGAUUCAAAGGCUUGCACAAAGCUAAUAAGCAACCAGCUCCGUACCUGAUUCUUGGUGCCAAAAUUCUCAAUGCGGCCUUCAGAUCAUGGACUAGAAAGCUGGCUCUUCUUGAACAUGAGGAUGAACUUCCAGAGAAUAUGAAGCCGACUCAGCUUAUCAAAGACCUUGCCAAAGAGAUCAGGUUAUCAGAGAAUGCAAUGAAAGGCACCAAGGAAGACCCUGUUGCCAACACAUCCAUGGAGGAGCCCCCUGCCCCACCAGCUGAACCAGAGGAGCCCUUAUCUCCUGCCCAUGUUCCCUCACCUCCCAGGGAGAAGCUGCCCAGGAAGAAGGGGACCAAAAUGGCCAAACCCCCAAAACCACCAAAGCUUCCAAAGGCUCCCAAACCUCCAAAGAUUCCCAAAGUAAAGGAUGAAGGGAAGAAAAAAGGGAAGAAGAUGAAAGAGGGUGCGAGUUUGACCAAAAUACCCAGCUCACCUUGCCAGGAGUCAAAUGAAGAAGAGUUUCUCGACAAAGAGAAGGCAGAUUUUUGUAUCCUCAAUGAACAGGCUGUAAAGAAUGGAUCAGAAUCUACGGGGAGAGACAGUUUGAGUAAGAAAGAUAAUGUGCAAAGUGUGUCUGAAAUGCGAGAGCAGAACAAGAACAAAACGGAAGCAAAAUGGAAAUACAAGAACAGUAAACCAGAUUCCUUGCUGAAAAUGGAGGAACACAAGAAGUCACUUUUGUCAGGAAAUAAAGACAAAUAUGGUUUUUCAUUUUCAAAUAAAAAAAUGUUAAGCUGUAAAAGCCUGAAAACUCAGACUAGCACAUCUGAGUUUGGGUCCUUGCAUGACUUCAAGGAAGGCAAAGUCAAGCCAGUACGAGACGAGUAUGAGUAUGUCUCAGAUGAGGGAGAGCUGAAGAUCGAUAUUUUCCCCAUGAGGAGGAAAAAGAGCCCCACCAAAAGGCCGUUAUCCCUUUUAACAGAUGUCAAAGAACAUAUUCAACCGUCUAAAAAGCCAAAGAUUCAGAAGAAAAUUGACAAGCCAGAUGACUCGUCAGACGAUGAAUCACUCCACAUAGACAUAAAAGGCAAAGCCCAGGUCAAAGGUCGAGUCUCAAAGGUCAAGAAGGAAAGUAGCACUGCAGCAGGGAUUCUGGAUCUUUUGCAGGCAAGCAAGCAAGUAGGCGGAGUGGAUUACAAUGCAGACAGUCAGCCACCUGCAUCGCCCAGCACGCAGGAGGCUAUCCAGGGCAUGCUGUCCAUGGCCAACCUGUCGUCUUCGGACAGCUGCCCACAACCAACGUGGAACAACAAUCAUUCCAAAGGAAACUUGCAUGACACAUUGUUAGGCAAGAAGCUGGGAAGUAGUAGUGGUGGCAAUAACAAAGGUCCGGCCAAGCGACUCCUGAAGAAGACGCUGAGGAGGAGCAGCAGCCUGGAGAGUCAGGAGAUGUAUGAUGAUGAGCAAGACCACAUGGAUGCCUGCUUCAAGGACUCUGACUAUGUUUACCCCUCUUUGGAGUCCGAAGAUGACAAUCCUAUUUUCAAGCCUAGAUCAAAGAAAAGGAAAAGUUCGGAUGAUAUUCCUUACAGCCCAACAGCUAGAGUGGGCCCUUCGGCCCCUCGACUGGACAGGCCGGUUCGGGAAGGGGCCCGGGUGGCUUCCAUAGAGACGGGACUGGCGGCGGCAGCAGCCAAGCUCUCCCACCAGGAGGAACAGAAGAACAAGAAGAAGAAGACCUCAAAGAAAAAGACACCACCGUUGGUGGAACCCGGGAAGGUUUCCCAGGAGUGCUGCUUCCCUGAGCCUCAGCUGGACUCUCACGGCAGUAGCCUGACAGACCAUGAGUACACGACCGGCACAGGCAAAGUGCAGGGAGGGCCUCAGCCCAUGGCUCCAGGGGUGUUCCUCACGCAGAGGCUUCCCUCCACAUCGUCUCAGAACCGGACCUCUGCCAAGGGGGAAUGUGCUGUCAUACCAGAAGCUAAAGGCAAAAAGCUAAAGAAAGGAAUGGCUACAGCCAAGCAGAGACUGGGGAAGAUUUUAAAGAUCCAUCGAAAUGGAAAACUCCUUCUGUAAAACAGACUGAGGAAAUCAGACCUCGCUGUGAUAUGCGUGGUUCACAUGCUAGAAUUGAGCUGCAUUCAUUAACAUUAGGAACAUCAAGAGGGAUUCGCAACAUUGGCAAUGGACGGGGUCCCUAACAUAUAUUUUUGAUUUGAAAAAGAUUACAGCAUAUACACAUUUUUGCCUCAGUUUAUCCUUCAUAAUCUUUUGAACAGAAAAUGUAUAGAAUAUCUGAUAUACAUAUUUUUAAUAAAGGUAUAUCUACCAUACUUUGCUUAAAAAAGCAAAACAACAAAAAAUACGAACCCCACGAUUAUUCCCACCCCUAGGGGUAAUAUUUAGUGGUAACGUCAUACACUCCCUUUUGAUUCAUUUUUUUUCCCAGUUAUCCCAUUCUGAUACCGAUUCUGAUCUUUAUUUCAUUGUUCUGCAUGAUGUUUCACAAAUGGCUGUAGUGGUAACGGUUGCUGAGAAGUCUAGCUAUCUGAGUGUUGUGUGAAUAUGGCAUUUCAUAGCAUAUCUCUCAGAAAGGGUUUCCUGUUGUCCCUUCAGUUUAUCGCCAACAAAGAAAAUUUCGUUGCCAAUUCCAAAGCCACAUGAUGGAUUCGAAGUCUGUGGUCAUUAACACAGCAAUGGACAACAUUGAUUGCCCAAAUACAGCUACCGAAUCUGAUGUUAAAAAUUUGUAAGAUGAAAAAUCUUGGUAUUUAUGAAGAAAAGCAUUUAUUAAUUUUGGUGCAAGAAUAAUCUACAGGGCAAUUUUUUGUACAUAUGAAUGUAUUUAUUAGGUAUUUAUUAAAUUUAGAUUUUAAAAAAUAUAUAUAAAUAUAUUUAUUUUUUUCUCUUAAACAUAAAAUGUAUGUAAACUUUUCCCACUUGAAACAUCAUUAGUAUUUUAGGACAUUUUUAAUUCUGUUUUUGAUGUUUUAUUUUCUAGUAGCGAUUUACUAGUAGUCAAGUAUAUCUGACCCACAUUUAGAAGCAGAAUAAGUAAGCAAAAUGGGUCAGACCACUUUUUUAUGUAUUUCCUAGAAUAAAGUUAUAUGCUUUCAAUGGUGCUGCCAUAUUGAAUGUGUUCCCCUGGGACCAGCAGGUUUACCUGGGCAUAGAUAUCUGUACUUGCAUAGAAAUACUAGCACAAUCGAAUGGCAGUUUGCAGAGGGGGAGUCCCACGUCUGUAUAAACACUACGUUGAACCUAAAGUCCAUCUGAUCCUUCCAUUGUUCUGGGUUUCACAGCCUCAAGUGGAACUUUCUGCCCCAAGUUUAUUUCUCAGGCAGCUUUGGAGCGCAGAUGUCAUCGGAAAUAUGCAUUUAUAUGACGUUCUAAUGAAAAUAAUACAUGCCUGGAAUGUAGCUUGUAUAUAGCGUUUUAAAACGACCUUUUGUAACAUUUUCCCUUUUCUUAAGUAUACAUUUUUAUGAAUUUUUUUGAUAAUUGUAAAUAAAAAUUUACAAUGGCACAGAUAAUGGUAUACUUUUUCAGUGAAUUAGAUGGUGCCCUUUUUUGUUUGCUUGUUCGCAGACGUGUUGUUUGAAAAAUAACAUGACUGACUAUGGCCCACACAAGGUAACUUGGACAAAUGUAGUAUUACAUGGGGAAGUUGGUGGGAAACUGAAAUGGUCAAAAUCAAAAAUGUCUUUUUGUAACCAGCUUCUUGUUGCAGUAAAACAGCAGAAUCAAAUGGUUUUACUCGCACCUUGUGAAAUUGCCUUUCAGUGUUUUGUAUUUUAUAUUUGUACAUUUCUUAAGAGCCUUUUUUAAAGGUAUUUAAUCAGCCACUGAAAGUUCUUAUUUAGCAAUCCUAAAUUAACAUUGGCUUCUGUCAUUUAAAUUUAAUCUUUGUAUUUAAUCUUUGUUUCAUUGUAACUCCUUCACUGUGUGUGUCAGGACUGCUGUUGACAUCACUGCAUAUCUGAAUGUCAUCACUUGCUUCACAACUGUGUAGGUAUAACCAUCGACUGUGCUUUUUGUUUUUUUGUGACUCAGUAUGCACAAUUUUUACAGUUUACUGUAGUUACCCAUCCCUGUGUGUUGCUUACCUAUAAAAGUCAUGUGACUCCUAUGUAUUCAGGUACAGACUGCUUCUGUAAUUAUUUAACUAUUCUAGACUUCAUUUGACAAAUGUGUGAUGUGGUGGCUUACUUUUAAAGAUGUUCCCAUCAUUAAAUAUGUGCUCUGCAUUGCAGCAGUGUAAGGUACCUUUGUGGUCACCUUCCUUUACUAAUGAA
This is a messenger RNA of Brienomyrus brachyistius, 5707 nucleotides long. RefSeq names its product lysine-specific demethylase phf2-like. NCBI's taxonomy places the organism in Eukaryota, Metazoa, Chordata, Actinopteri, Osteoglossiformes, Mormyridae. Gene Ontology annotation, biological process: regulation of transcription by RNA polymerase II; protein demethylation. The transcript is spliced from 22 exons. Gene Ontology annotation, molecular function: histone demethylase activity; transcription coregulator activity. Bases 288 to 3488 code for a protein of 1066 amino acids. The record is from RefSeq and is a predicted model, not a curated record.